This is a messenger RNA of Microcebus murinus (gray mouse lemur), 1020 nucleotides long. The record is from RefSeq and is a predicted model, not a curated record. NCBI's taxonomy places the organism in Eukaryota, Metazoa, Chordata, Mammalia, Primates, Cheirogaleidae.
GGCGGGGGCGGAAAUGGAAGGGGAGAGCUGGGCACCGAAUGGAGUGCACGUUGGGGGCGAAGGGCGACCCGUGUUCUCCUGGGUGGCCGAGGCCGGGGCUCCCACUCGGAGCUUGAGCGGGGUCGCGGCGACCGCGCUCACCCGCCGGUGUUUGUCUGUAUGUGCCCACCCAGGGAGACAUGGAGAACUGUUUGGCGGCCGCGGCGCUGAACGGGGUGGACCGACGUUCCCUGCAGCGCUCGGCUAGGCUGGGUCGAGAAGUGCUGGAGCGGGCCAAGAGGAGAGCGGUGGACUGGCAGUCGCUGGAGUGUCCCAGAGGCAGCAUGGGGGUCUUUUCCCGGGAGAUGCUCUACCAGCAAAGGCGGCCGGCAGCCUUCCCCCAGCGCCGUCUCCCAAGAGAGAGAGAAGAGAGACACCCAGCCCUUAGUGCUUCCUUCAGAACAAUGGCUGAAUUCAUGGACUAUACUUCAAGUCAGUGUGGGAAAUAUUAUUCAUCUGUGCCCGAGGAAGGAGGGGCAACCCAUGUCUAUCGUUAUCACAGAGGGAAGUCGGAGCUGAACACAUGCUCAGACACAGAGACUGGUCAGGCUGAGAACAUCUCUAAGGACCUCUACAUAGAAGUAUAUCCGGGAACCUAUUCUGUCACUGUGGGCUCAAAUGACUUAACCAAGAAGACUCAUGUGGUAGCAGUCGAUUCUGGACAGAGUGUGGACUUGGUCUUCCCGGUUUGAUGUUGACCAUCACUGCCAUCACAUCACCUUUUUUUUAAGUAGCAAGAAGAAUAAAGCCACUUUAUGAUUCUCUUAAUAGUUACACAUUAUCCUGCUUUUAGUGCUGACUGUGUCAGCCAUCCUGGGAACUGGAGUCUCUUUCAGUGCCUAUUUUAACUUGACAGUGUAGAAGUCCCCAACCUCAUUUGCAUAAAAGAAAUGAUGAUGCUGUCUGAACAGUUUUUACUGCUUGCUUUCCAAGUAAAAGUUAAUAAUGAUAAUAAAGGGAGAAAUUUAGAAAUGAAGAGAA